UUUUCUCCCGCUCUUGCUGGGAACGUUGCCCUGGAGGCGUGGGGCGAGUAGGUGUUGGGGUGGGGCCGGCGCGGGUAUCCGUGCUCCCGUGUGUCGCAGGCGCUACGUUGUCCCUGUCGGCCGCAGCUGGAAAGCAAACCCACGCGAGCGUGGGAGUUGGGGAGCACGAGAAAGGGAAGCUCCCACAGUGAAGGUGGGGAAAAGCUUCCGUGGGUCUUCACGAAUGAAUGAAUGAAUAGCGAGAGGAGUAGGGAAGGGACCGCUGUCUCCUUAGUUAUACGUGGGAAAGGAGUUGUAUCGAGGCAAGGGAGUAUUUCUGAAAAUGGAAUCUUUCCCGGUAACUUUGAACCAGUCUUUCCCCAAGUACCGUAGUGUCUUCUGGGUAUGUCCGACUACAACUCCUAUCAUCUUCAGCAUAACAUGAUGGAGUUGGAAUCCAACAUCCCUGAAGAGAAAGAAAUCUGGUAUACGAUGAAGGAAGGUUCUGUUACCAUGACUUCUUCAGCUGCAAAUCCCAAGAUUCUGUAUAGGAAUUCUCGUCUACUCCGUAUGGUGUUCCUACAACUCCAUCGCCAGCAAAGGGCUGACUUAUUUUGUGAUGUUGUCCUACAAGCAGAAGGCGAAGCCGUUCCAGCUCAUUGUUGCAUCCUGUCAGCCUGCAGCCCCUUCUUCACAGAGCAGUUGGAGCGAGAAAUGCCCCCCAAGGGACACAAGGUGGUGCUGGAAAUUCGGGGGCUGAAAAUUGGGACGUUGCGUAAAUUGGUAGAUUUCCUCUAUACAUCUGAAAUGGAGGUGUCCAGGGAAGAAGCUCAGGAUAUUCUUGCAGCUGCACGACAGCUUCAGGUGUCAGAACUUGAUUCUUUACAGUUAGAGGGAGGAAAAUUAGUAAAAAAAACAUUGGGCCGUCGUUUAAACAGGAACUGUUUGCAGAUAACCAAUCCAAUGUCCACAUCAGAGACAAGUUUAAUUCAUUCUUCUGCUCCCUCUGGAGGUAGCUUGACAUCCUGGCUAGCUGCAGGCAAGCAAGCAACAUCCAGCAAUAAUUUUAUAUCAUGCUCCAAAGAAAUAAGUAGCCACAACAGUACCGAUCAGAAGGACCUAAAGAAGCAAAAGCUUACUACAGCAUUGCUAAGUAGUGACAAACAGAUUUCAAAAGGCCAAACAAUUACUGCUGAUCCCCAGAAAACAAAAGUUAAAAAACGCCCUGCAGGCACAAUAAGGAAUAUAAUGGCCAAUAAUGAGAAUGGUGGUCUGCACAGAAAGGAGACUGAGACUGGAGAGACACACACUAGAGCCGGUUUGCAGACUUCAAAAAAGAUAAAGCUCAGCCGUCCAAAGCUUUCCUUCCCACCUCUGUCUACGCCUUGUGCCACCAAAGACCAUUGCACUGUGACAUCCAGCAAAUCGCCAAGAUCCGUUAGACGUCUCUGGAGACAAAAAUGUCCUGGGAAGGAUGAGACAAAAAAAGAAGAUAGUAUCCAUUUUUGUGACUUCAGAAGCCCCCCUCUUCUUCCAAAAUCUAAAGGCAGAAAGCGCAUCCCCAGUGAUCCAACACCCUGCCCAAACUGUCCCCAAGAAAUAGGUCACAUAGGCCGAGUAAAGCUCAGAAAAGUUAUCAAUGGCAGCUGCUGGGAAGUGGUGCAUGAAUCGCCUGCUGUGCAGCCAACAGUGGUGGCAAACGGUGUGCGUACUUUGAAAGAUGAGGGCUCCCAAUCUCAAAUCAGACAUCCUAAACCAGAAGUCGCAGAUGUGCAGCAGUUGGCUUGCUCUGCUAAACUGCUCCCUGCAACUGCUGAGGCCGCACCGGCUCCUGACAAAAGUGUGAUAAAACAACAGCCAGAACUACCUGAGAAGAAGGUGGCCUUAGAUGAAGGAGCUGAUGCUGCUGAGAAUCAUUAUGACCUGGAGGCAUUUGUGCUGGAUCAUCUGGUCAAGGAAGAGCAGUAUGACAGCCUUGCUUCAGCUGGAGAGUUGGAACAGAUGCUAGACUUGCUUCUGGCUGAUGAGGAUGCCACUGAGGGAAUCCAGAGCACCACUAUUACACAAAGCCUGUGUGCUUCACCCCAGGAAAAUGAGAAUGUCCUGGGGAACAUUGAAAUUGAAGAAAAAGAGAGAUGUUGUACAGUAGGUCCACAGUUGGACAAGAUAAAAAUUACUGAAGCUUGUGACUCAACAAAUGGGAGCUCUUUGUUGGACCCUGUCCUUAACUGUCUUCCUCUUGUAACACCUGAGCCUAAUGGUGAGUGCCUUUCCUUGUCCAGAUCGGCCUCUCCCCAAUUGGGGGAUUGGGCAACGGCUCAGUGUCAGCUGUCUGAAUCUACAAAUGGGACUGCAAAAUGUGCUGAGCCUUUGUCUGUCACUUGGACAGGUGAUGAGGAUCAAGGACCUCUAACUUAUGAUAUGGGAAUCUCAGAUACAAAGUCACUUACUGAAGCUGUUCUGAGCAACCCUGUGCAGCACAACUUGGACUGCAAGCUGCCAUCUUUCUUAGACAGCCUAGAAGAAGAAACCAUAGACAUUGGUGGGGUAGAGGACCUCUUUCUUAAUAUUGAAUGUGUCCGGCCUGAUCCUUCUCCUAUAUCUGAAACUGAAGUGGAUGUUCUGAACUAGUGAGUGCAAGUAGUGGCAAGAAAUUGGUGAGGUGGGCUAGCAGACAGUAUUGCACUUAAAAUUCCAUGCCACAAAAAGCAAUUAAUAGAUUCCAUAAUGUUUUUGAGUAUUUUGAUCAGAUGAUGGAAAAGCCCCCUUUAAAAUCAAGCUGGGGGGAGGCUGCUUCAUUAUCACCAAUUAUCAGCCUCCUUUAAUCAUGACCGUGACAUUGAUAUAAUCUAUUCUUUGCGUACAGGCCACCCUUCCAGGAUGCCGGGGUUCUUCUGCUCUAUUGUGGGAUAGGUAACCUACAAGAAAUCUACAGCAUUACUUCUAUGAAAAGUAAUAACGUUUUAUGUUGAGAAACAUCUUGGGGCUGGUAAUAAUUUUACACAAGUGUGUUCUACUUAAUUUCCUUUAUAGAUCAUAGUGUAAUUGUCUUAUAGUAAACACAAGAUUUUAAAAUGCCAGUCAGUGUUUAAAGCGCGAGGACAAAAUUAUGUUUUCUGGGAAGAGCUCUUUUGUGAAACAGUGUUGUUCUCAACUGUUUUAGGUUCUGUGCUUCCCUUUAAUAUUUUUAAAUGUUUUAUUUAAUGGCUAGUGAAUUAACCAAACUUGGAAAUAAAAUUCAUUGCUGUUAGGAUGAUUGUUUUAUCCCAAGCUGGGAGCUACUACCUUGAGUUAGGAGUUCAAAGGCAAUAUAAAGGACUUGGCAAGAGGAUAAGAACUGCCCUCUUUGUACUGGCUCUUGUCAGUUCAAUGCUUCAUUAUUAUUAUUAUUGUUUAAAAGUCAGAUUGGAACUAGGAAGGCCAGCAGAGAAUCUCCUGAUCUCGCGUUACUGGAGAUCACACAGUACCAACUCAACAGCACUUGCAGCAGUAGAUGCUUUGCUGUAUAUGUCAAUUCUCUUAAAACCAGUACGUUGCUGGAAGCAGCACCCCUUUCUCCUGCUUUUAGCUUGCUUGAAUUGAGCCGAUUUUUCUCCUGAUAAGUGGCCUGCAGCAUUUAAACACUGAUACAGAGGGAACUAAGUGCCUUGCUGACUUUCUGUAUUUUAAAAAAGAGAUGGCUCCCUAGAGGCUUGAGAAUAAUUGCCAAGUUGCUUGUUGUUCAUUGAAACCAUCUCCCUUGUGUUUGCAGCUUCUUCACAGAGAAGUGUAUUCAAGUGCAGUGACCUAUACCUCCACGAAGCUGUGCCAAAUACUUCCUUCUCUCACAACCCAAAGCUCUUCAUGUAUGCAGAACAUUCUGAAGAGUAGAGGGCACAAAGACUGGA
Crotalus tigris (Tiger rattlesnake) is the source of this 3866-nucleotide messenger RNA. RefSeq names its product BTB domain containing 18 (gene BTBD18). Gene Ontology annotation, molecular function: protein binding. The record is from RefSeq and is a predicted model, not a curated record. NCBI's taxonomy places the organism in Eukaryota, Metazoa, Chordata, Lepidosauria, Squamata, Viperidae. The transcript has 3 exons. The coding region runs from base 385 to 2610 and encodes 741 amino acids. Gene Ontology annotation, biological process: positive regulation of transcription elongation by RNA polymerase II.